Molecule: messenger RNA, 863 nt
Organism: Aspergillus nidulans FGSC A4
Lineage: Eukaryota; Fungi; Ascomycota; Eurotiomycetes; Eurotiales; Aspergillaceae
Product: SDR family NAD(P)-dependent oxidoreductase
Exons: 4
Coding region: 1-816 (271 amino acids)
Source: RefSeq, a predicted model, not a curated record
AUGACGCAGUCGAACUCACCCCGUCUAUACAAUAAAGUCGCCAUCGUGACCGGCGCAUCCUCAGGCCUCGGUCGAGCUAUCGCUACCCGAUACGCUCGCGAAGGGGCCAAAGUCGUAUGUGCUGAUGUAUCUCCAACAGCGCGAUCGCUCGAGGAGUCCGAUAUCACCACACACGACUUGAUACUGAAACACGGUGGAGAAGCGCUCUUCAUCCAGACUGAUGUCGGCGACGCGGCUCAGAUGGAGAGUCUCGUCAAAGCCACGGUCCAGCACUAUGGCCGACUGGAUAUCCUUGUCAACAAUGCCGGCAUAAGCCUUGAGGCCCGCAAACCGGCAGUGCUGCAUCUCACCGACGAAGAAACCUGGGAUACGACCAUGCGCGUCAACGCAAAGUCGGUGUUCUUGGGAUGCAAGUAUGGUCUCGCGCAGAUGCUGCGACAGGAGCCGCAUCCCUCGGGGGAUCGGGGGUGGAUUGUCAACAUCUCCUCCAUUAUGGGGAUGAUUGUCGGACCAGAAAAUCCUUCCUAUUGCGCAUCCAAAGGCGCCGUCAGCCAACUAACCCGACAGAUCGCCCUGGAUUACGCGCCUCACCGGAUCUAUGCAAAUGCUCUCUGUCCCGGAUAUACACAAACUGCGAUAUUCAAAGAGACGACAACCCACUUAACGCCGUGGGAGGAUUUGAAUCGGCGACAUCCACUGAAGGGGCCGGGAUUGCCGGAUGAUGUGGCUAGGAUGGCUGUUGUUCUGGCAAGUGAGGACGCAAGCUGGGUUACUGGGGUCUGUUUGCCGGUAGACGGGGGAUAUACUACUCGCUAGAUUCGACCCUUUCUCGUACGGCAAUCAUAGCGCGUAUAGACCUGAGA